UGGGAAGAAUGUCCCUUACAUUGGGGGUCAGUGGGAAGAAUGUCCCUUACAUUGGGGGUCAGUGGGGGAAGAAUGUCCCUUACAUUGGGGGUCAGUGGGAAGAAUGCCCCUUACAUUGGGGGUCAGUGGGAAGAAUGUCCCUUACAUUGGGGGUCAGUGGGAAGAAUGUCCCUUACAUUGGGGGUCAGUGGGAAGAAUGCCCCUUACAUUGGGGGUCAGUGGGAAGAAUGUCCCUUACAUUGGGGGUCAGUGGGAAGAAUGUCCCUUACAUUGGGGGUCAGUGGGAAGAAUGUCCCUUACAUUGGGGGUCAGUGGGAAGAAUGUCCCUUACAUUGGGGGUCAGUGGGAAGAAUGUCCCUUACAUUGGGGGUCAGUGGGAAGAAUGUCCCUUACAUUGGGGGUCAGUGGGAAGAAUGUCCCUUACAUUGGGGGUCAGUGGGAAGAAUGUCCCUUACAUUGGGGGUCAGUGGGAAGAAUGUCCCUUACAUUGGGGGUCAGUGGGA
Messenger RNA from Staurois parvus, 503 nucleotides. NCBI's taxonomy places the organism in Eukaryota, Metazoa, Chordata, Amphibia, Anura, Ranidae. The record is from the annotation of a GenBank genome assembly.